CCCACCCCGGCCUGCGCUCGUCCUGACGUCGUCCACAGCGCUCCGGGUUUGCCCUUCCUAUAAGUACUACUCCUCGAGCUCAACGCAGGCUUUCCCAUACCUGUCUUGCACAGCCAUGUCUUCUACACCCCCCAAGCCUCCCGCGAUGCAGUCUCCCCAGCAGUCCGCGUCUACCGCCACCGACCAAUCCCCGUUCUCGACCUGGGACAAGUCGACCAAAUAUGGGUCCACUGGUAGGACGGACUCGCCGGUCGUUUCGGCUGAGCAUUCCUCGUCUAGCGAGACCGGUGAUAUGGACAUUGUCCCGCCUUACCACCCCGCGCGCACCCUUGUCCUGUGCUUUGAUGGGACGGGCGACCAGUUCAACACUGACAACUCGAAUGUGGUCGCGUUCUUCAGCAUGCUGAAGAAGGACGACCGCAACGAGCAAAUGGUCUACUAUCAGUCAGGUAUCGGGACUUACACGUCUCCACAAGUGGCCUCGCCACUCCGCCAAAAGGUCGACAAACUCCUCGACGAUAUGGUGGCGUGGAAUCUCAAAUCCCACGUCCAAGGUGGAUAUGAAUUCCUGAUGCAGAACUACCAAGCUGGCGACAAGAUCUGUCUGCUCGGUUUCUCGCGCGGUGCCUAUACCGCUCGCGCUCUCGCCGGUAUGGUGCACAAAGUUGGGCUUCUGCCGGCGUGUAACCACCAACAAGUUCCGUUCGCCUAUAAAAUGUUCGCGCGAGACGACGACGAGGGCUGGAAGCAGUCCAAUGCGUUCAAAAAGGCGUUCAGUAUCGACGUCGACAUUGACUUCAUCGGCGUAUGGGAUACCGUCUCCUCCGUCGGCGUCAUCCCCCACACGCUCCCCUUCACAUCCUCCAACACCGCGAUCCGCGUCUUCCGGCACGCGCUCUCCCUGGACGAGCACCGCGCGCGCUUCCAGCCGAACCUCUACCAGCACCCGACCAAGCACCAGGCAUCGCGCGGCACGAAGCCGGGCGACAUGCCGAAGAGGGACACCGAAUACGCGACGCGCGUUGGGGUCCGCCCUGCCAAUGGCGCGCACAAGAGGACCGACAGCGAGUAUCGCAAGCAGCGCCGGCUGGAGCGGCAGUUCAGCGAUGGGGACCCGGACUCGGACGGCUCGACCGACGUGCUCGAGGUCUGGUUCGCCGGGUGCCACUGUGAUGUCGGCGGCGGCUCCGUCGCAGACUCCGUCGAGCACACGCUCGCCCGCAUCCCGCUCCGCUGGAUGAUCCGCGAAUGCUUCAAGACGAACACCGGCAUCCGCUUCCACGGCGAGCUCCUCAAGCGCAUCGGGCUCGACCCCAAGGCGCUGCACCCCGUCGUGCUCGAGCGCCCGCCCGCCGUGCAGCCGCAGCCGGCGCUGCACCUCUCGAGCGUCGCGCCCCCAGUGCCGCUCACGACGGAGGAGGAGCACGAGGUGCGCGACGCGCUGUGCCCGCUGUACGACCAGCUCGCGCUCGCGCCGUACUGGUGGGCGCUUGAGAUCUUGCCGAUGAAGAGAAGGUGGCAGGGGCCUGCCCCGGAGCAUAAGGAGAUGCAUGUCUUUGGGGCGAAUCUAGGGUAUGGGCGCGUCGUGCCGAAGCACCAUGAGCCGUUUUAUGUGCACCGGAGCGUGAAGCUGCGGAUGGAGACGCCAGAUAUUGAGGGUGGGCCGUACAAGCCCAAGGCGCAGUAUGCGAACGAGCCGAUCUGGGUCGACUGAGCUCUGCGUGGUGGAGAGUGCGGUUGAACGUUGGACAUUCAAUGUCUGCAUAUGCUCAUCUUGUCCUGUCACGCCAUAUGUUUGCUACCAUCUUGUGGCCUUCGGUGUACUUGCAAUCAUGUAUCGUACUGUGUAUAUAGUAAUGCUUGCUUUGUCCUCCU
Messenger RNA from Trametes versicolor FP-101664 SS1, 1875 nucleotides. RefSeq lists its product as uncharacterized. The transcript has 9 exons. The record is from RefSeq and is a predicted model, not a curated record. Bases 116 to 1714 code for a protein of 532 amino acids. NCBI's taxonomy places the organism in Eukaryota, Fungi, Basidiomycota, Agaricomycetes, Polyporales, Polyporaceae.